UUUGAAAAACAAAGUGUUAGGACAAGUUACUGUGCAUUUUUGAAAAGGGGUGGAGUGAAGUGAGGUGAGGUUUGGUAAAAUAGGGACAUAUUUGAGAGAUUUAUUUUAAAGAAAGGGAUUUGCGGUGGGCGGAAAUAUGCUCUCUACUGAGUGCUCUUGUUAUUAUUGUAAUUCUUCUUGUUCAUUAUUAUUUUUGUUGUUUUUAUUUGUUGUUGUUUUUAUUUGUUGUUAUAGGCCUACUACUAUUGUUUUAAUUUUUAUCCCUUGUAAACUUUUUAAAAAUAAGUUAGUACUGUAUGUUUUUCUCAUUGCAUAUCUGCAGCACAUCAUCAUGUUUUAUAUGGUCUAUUUAUGCAGAUAAACUAUUUAGGUGCACUUCAUUUAAUUAUUUCCUGGUGUAAAUUUGGCUUUUUUAUUUUCGCUUUAUAUUUCCCUGUUUUCUUUUUUUUUGUUAGUUUUAAUGACUUUGAUUGUUGUAGUUUUACAACAGUUGGUUUUACUGUUAAAAAGUGUUUCCAAAUAAAUAUUAUUAUUAUUAUUAUUAUUAUUACUAUUUUUAUUAUUAUUUAUUAUUAUUAUUAUUAUUAUUAUUAUAGCCAUUGUCACUAGGACAAUUAUUAAAAUUCCCAAUAUAAUAUUGAAGUGCGUUUUCAGUACAUAAUUAAACUCCUGUGGAAACCACAAGCGCCACAACUAUAUUGUCUAAAAAAUAGAAACAAAAGUACAACACGUAAAAGAGACACACAAUCACAGAUAAUGUCAACAAAUAUUUUUUGACUAUUUAACAAUCAAAUCCUCUAAUAUUUUGCACAAACUAUUUAAUUAUAACAUUUGCAUGUAAUGUAUAUAUAAAUAGGCAUAUAUGCAUAAAUUGUAAUUUGCGUACGUGCAUUUCAUUAGCUUGCAUUACAUCCCUGGGUGUAUGCCUGAUAUGAAUGAAUUAGUCCAUAUUGAUUUAGGUUACAAUACAGUACAAUGCAACUUUGCCAAUAUAAAGAAGGCCUAUUAAGCAUUAUUAAACAUAACAGCAUUGUGAAACCUAGCUUUACAUUUAUCUAACCCUAAAAUACCUUUGCUGCUCAUAUACCAUUAGCCAUGUUUACCCUGCUACAUUACAUUACAUGUAAUGGAUAAAACAUAAUUUUUUAAAAACAUCUGCAAAUAAUAAUAAUUGUAUUCACCCUGUUUAUAUCUACAGCAAAUUUGCAUAAAGAUCAUGAAGAUUAUCUCUGGAAUUCCCUCACUGAACUUCCAAAGGUAUAGGCCAUAAAAAGUGGUGAAAUGACCUCUACGGAACAUACAAACCUUUGGACUUUGCAGAGUAUCAUCGUUGAAGUGAAGUGGAAUCGUUGAAGUGAAGUGGAAGCCAUGUUGAGAGGUGACCUAAGACACUAUGUAGCAAAGAUGUUACACAGAAAAAUGUGUUAUGUGAAGGAUAAAGGAAAAGAACAUACAGAAAUAUAUUCCACGAAAUCAAGUUCCAUUGAACCAAGUUUCAUUAAAUCAAGUCAAGGUAUGGAUGAGAGUCAGCCAUCAGUCUCACAAGAGUUGCCAAGCAAAGGUACUAUGAAUUAUGAAAGUCACAUAGUAGACAUAUGCAACUCACUAAGGAUGUUUGGUUAUCAUAUGAUCCCUAAUGAAGAGAUAAUUUCAGAUGAGCAGAUCAUUCAACUUAUGAGUAACGAAACAAAUUGGAGAAACAAAAAACAUCUAUUAAAUAAAUUGAAAAUACAAUCAUCUGAAGACAUUGGCAAAAUUUUUGCUCAUGUUUUAAUUGCUGUAGAAGAUGAACAGGAUGUUUUGGGGGAAAUCCAUGAAUUAUGUACUGAUGAUGUCGUCAGUAGUUUAUCAGGUGAAUGUAAGAAAUUAAACUUCAAAUAUAAUAUUACAGAAUAUGACUAUAGGUCCAAAGUCACUGUAUUAUUUUUAAUUCAUCUGCUGUUUAAUGCAUCAAGACUUGAGAAUCUUAUUUUAUUCAAUUGUAAUAUAACAGGUGUUACUGUGGAAAAGAUUGUUGAUGCAAUGCAUGGGGAAGGAGUUAUGUUGGAAUUAACAGAAAUUGAUAUCAGUGAAAAUAACCUCAAUGACAUCAAAGGUUCCUCACUUGUCACUUUGUUUGUUUUAGCUCCUAAGCUGAUUCAUCUUGACAUGAGUAAUUGCAGUCUGUCAAGUGCUUUUAUGGAUGAUAUGGUUAAAGAGUGUUCUAGUAGGGGAGUUGUGUUGAAGUUAACAAAACUUAAUAUCAGUAAAACUAACCUCAAAAACAUCAAAGGUUCUUCACUUUCCAUGUUGCUUGCUGUAGCGCCUAAGCUGAAUGAUCUUGACAUGAGUAAUUGCAAUCUGUCAGGUGUUAUUAUAGAUGAUAUGGUCAAAGAUUAUUCUAGUAAAGGUGUUAUUUUGGAAUUAAAAAGACUUAAUAUCAGUGAAAAUAACCUUAAUGCCAUUAAAUGUUCCUCACUUGCCACUAUGCUGACUGUAGCUCCUAAGUUGAAUACUCUCUACAUGAUAAAUUGCAGUCUCUCAGAUGCUAUGGAUGAUAUGGUCAAAGAAUGUUCUGGUAGGGGAGAAUUAUCACAUCUUGAUAUCAGUAAAAAUACCCUCAAUUACAUCAAAGGAUCCUCACUUGCCACUUUGCUGUCUUUUGCUUCAAAACAAUUAAGCCUUUACAUUAGAAAUUGUAGUCUGUCGGGUGCUAUUAUGGAGGAUAUGGUCAAAGAGUGUUCUAGUAGAAGAAUUGUGUUGAAAUUGACAUAUCUUAAUAUCUGUGGAAAUAACCUCAGUGACAUCAAAGGUGUCUCACUUGCCACUUUGCUGGCUGUAGCUCCUAAGCUGAAUUAUCUUGACAUAAGUAAUUGUGGUCUCACAGGUGCUAUUAUGGAUGAAAUGGUCAAAGAGUGUUCAAGAAACGGAGUUGUGUUAAAAUUAACAGAAAUUGAUAUCAGUGAAAAUAACCUCAAUAAUAUCAAAGGUUCUUCCCUUGCCACUUUGCUGGCUGUAACUCCUAAGCUAAAUGAUCUUAUCAUGAGUAAUUGCAGUCUUUCAGGUGCUAUUAUUGAUGAUAUGGUCAAAGAGCAUUCUAGUAGGAAAGUUGUAUUGCAAUUAACAGAAAUUGAUAUCAGUAAAAAUAACCUCAAAGACAGCAAAGGUUCCUCACUUGCCACUUUGCUUAUUGUAGCCCCUAAGCUAUAUGAUCUUGACAUGAGUAAUUGCAGUCUGUCAGGUGCUAUUAUGGAUGAUAUGGUUAAAGAGUGUUCUAGUAAAGAAGUUGUGUUGGAAAUGAAAUAUCUUAAUAUCAAUGGUAAUAACCUCAAUGAUAUCAAAGGUUCCUCACUUUCCACUUUGUUUGCUUUAGCUCCUAAGCUGAAUGAUCUUGACAUCAGUAAUUGCAGUCUAUCAGGUGCUAUUAUGGAUGAUAUGUUUAAAAAGUUUUAUAGAAGGGGACUCAACAUCAAAUGUUCCUCACUUGCCACUUGCUUGCUGUAGCUCUUAAAUUAGAAGUCUCGACAAGUUUUAGACAAGUUACAUAAACCCAGCCUCAUAGUUUGUUUUUUUUUUCUUAUUUUAUUUCACCAAAAUCAAAGGUCACCCUCGCCAUAAUAGGAUUUUAACAUGAAAAAGUAAAUGUACUAUUUUCAUAAUAGCCUAAAUACAUUGAAGUGGCUAUUGAUAUGUAUGACAGUUGAAUGCAAGAAAAUAUACAUACUACUUGUGAUGUAACUGUUUUAUUGGAAUAGUACUAGCAAAGUGUAUUUUAAUUUAACAUGCAAAACCAUGCAAAUCUUCAAACAAUAUAAAGUGUAUUUGAUUGUAAUUUUUCAUGUCUGUAUUUCAGCAAUGGAAAUUUAAUGCAUUUUUUCAGUUUAUUUUAUAUUAUUAAUGUAUGGUAUAUACUGUAGCUGGUUAUAUGGUAUAAAGAAGAUUUUUUUUCAUAAGCUUUCACUCAGUCCUUAAAAUCAAACAUUUCAUUCUAAUAACAUUUUAACUUUAUUCUGGAAUAAUUAUAAUCAAAUUUAAAUAAAAUUUAAUUGAAUAUCUUAAAAAUUUAAUUUAAUUUAAUUUAAAAUUUAAAUUUUUACGGUCUUGUAUGAAUUUUAUUUUGUUUUUCUUGAUUUACUGUAUGUCUAUAUAUGAAGCUUAGGUAAGGAGGAGACUAAUUAUUAGCCACGAAUCAUGAUGACUACGUGGGUAUCUGGCUACCCCAUGUGGCCUAUUGUUUACCAGAUUUUCAUAAAUAAAUAAAAUAUACAAAUAUGACCAGUGCUUUUCAAUAUAACCUAUGCUAAUUCAUUGCUUAUGUGUUUUGAGAAAGGAUUUAUUUUUUGUGGUCCUAGAUGGAGAUACAUUACAGUGUAAUUUUAGUUGGUACUAAAAAAAAAAAAAAAUUGUUACUUAUCAUCUAAAUGUUAAAAGUUGAUAUGUAUGUUUAUUGGUUUUUACGGAUGCCUUGUUGAUAUAAUUAUGUUCUUUAAAUUAAAAAGCUUUGUAACAAUACAAAAACAAUUAAAUGUUUUUCAUUAUUGUGAUUAUUAAUGAUUAUAAAGAAUAUUUUUAAUUAUUUUUUGUAAUCAGUAUUUAAGAGUGUUUAUAAAGAUCAAUCUUUCUUCAUGAAACAUGAUGAAUAAAUUAUGACAUAUCUGUCGAUUGCUGUAAGGCAUAAGGCAAUAAAAAUCCUAUUCUGUUACAAAGCAUUUUCAUAAUGGCUAGGUGAACCCUGUCCUUAAAAUAGAAAUAGGCCCUAGAUACAUUUUAUGUUAUGGCUGAUAAAAUAUACAUUUCCUAAUUUGUAUACAUGGUUUUUCAGAUGCAGUGGUUUCACAUUUCAGCAGUAGACAUUCAAAUUUGUUUGAAUUUUCAACGUGAGUUUAGCUCCAGUUCUAAUCUGUAUUAGGCCUGCACAUGAGAUGUAGGUUGCUAGAAGCGUUCUGUGGUGUUUCUAUGUAAUUGCAGGAUAAUAACAGGCAUUUUCAUUGUUAUAUUAUUGGUAAUAACAAUGUUAUCCUGCUGCUAACCCAUUGUGCACUCAUCCUGGUGACAAUUUGCAAUGAAUUUCAGAGUAUAUGACAGUAAUGGAUGUUGUUAUUAACCCACAAUAAUUAAGAAAUGGAAUUGUAAAUUAUUUUUAACUAGACCUACUGCUUGAAAAGAACAAGUAACAUAUUUACAAUUCCAUUACAAAUCAAUAUAAUGUGUAUAUUUGUUUUAUACUUUUAAUAAAACUUCCUGUUUCACCUUAAAA
This is a messenger RNA of Anneissia japonica, 5236 nucleotides long. Its product is annotated as receptor-like protein 54. NCBI's taxonomy places the organism in Eukaryota, Metazoa, Echinodermata, Crinoidea, Comatulida, Comatulidae. The transcript is spliced from 3 exons. The record is from RefSeq and is a predicted model, not a curated record. Gene Ontology annotation, molecular function: protein binding. The coding region runs from base 1369 to 3483 and encodes 704 amino acids.